Debaryomyces hansenii CBS767 is the source of this 207-nucleotide messenger RNA. RefSeq lists its product as uncharacterized. The transcript has a single exon. The coding region runs from base 1 to 207 and encodes 68 amino acids. Lineage: Eukaryota; Fungi; Ascomycota; Pichiomycetes; Serinales; Debaryomycetaceae. The record is from RefSeq and is a predicted model, not a curated record.
AUGGAUUCAACUAGGUUAAUAAGUUUGCUUGAGAACACCUUUAUUCCGCCAACUAAAACUAAAACAGAAGCCAAGAUCCCUAACUAUCACCCAUGUCUAAUAGUUCAAGAUUCUCAAACUGAUGUUAAUAAGCUAAAACCCUGUGGGUGCUACGAUAAUUUUUGCAUUAAAAAUGCGUCUGCAUGGAUUCCUAAAUCAAGAAACUAG